This is a messenger RNA of Loa loa (African eye worm), 312 nucleotides long. RefSeq lists its product as hypothetical. Bases 1 to 312 code for a protein of 103 amino acids. Lineage: Eukaryota; Metazoa; Nematoda; Chromadorea; Rhabditida; Onchocercidae. Gene Ontology annotation, cellular component: membrane. Gene Ontology annotation, molecular function: oxalate transmembrane transporter activity; secondary active sulfate transmembrane transporter activity; chloride transmembrane transporter activity. The record is from RefSeq and is a predicted model, not a curated record. The transcript is spliced from 2 exons. Gene Ontology annotation, biological process: transmembrane transport.
AUGGCUUAUGCUGCAUUAGCAAACGUGAAUGCUGUAGUUGGAUUGUAUACAUCAUUGUUUCCGACAUUAAUUUAUGUUGUAUUCGGUACAUCGAAGCAUAUCAAUCUUGGUAUGUUUGCAGUCGCAGCAUUGAUGACAGGAAAUGCAUUGGAACGGAGAUUAGAGGAUAUAAUUGGUAAAAAUACCACUGAAAUGUACAAUUCACAAAUGAAUGUUAAUGCUGAUUUAGCUAUUCAAUUAAUGGCUACUUUAACGUUUACUGUUGGUUUCGUUAUGGUAAUUGAUCAUCAUCUCAUCUUUACAAUAAUUUAA